CGUGUAUUACAUUCGAGACCGGUUACUAACAAUUUACUGAAAAUGGAUCUUGUGGUCAAGAAGUUUUCGAGCGAGUAUAUAAGUAAAACACCCAGAAAGCUUAAACUGGUAGAUAUAUAUUUGGGAUAUGUGCUCCUUACUGGUAUUAUACAAUUCGCAUAUUGUUGUUUGGUCGGAACCUUUCCAUUCAACUCUUUCCUCUCUGGAUUUAUAAGCACCGUUUGUUGUUUUGUGCUGGGCGUAUGUGUAAGACUUCAAGCAAAUCCUCAGAACAAGGCCGUGUUUGCUGGCAUAUCUCCGGAACGUGGCUUCGCUGAUUUCAUCUUUGCCCACGUAAUCUUGCAUUUGGUUGUAAUGAAUUUUAUUGGCUAAAAUAAAUAUAUAUGUAGUCAUA
Molecule: messenger RNA, 394 nt
Organism: Stomoxys calcitrans (stable fly)
Lineage: Eukaryota; Metazoa; Arthropoda; Insecta; Diptera; Muscidae
Gene: Dad1
Product: dolichyl-diphosphooligosaccharide--protein glycosyltransferase subunit DAD1
Exons: 1
Biological process (GO): protein N-linked glycosylation
Cellular component (GO): membrane; oligosaccharyltransferase complex
Source: RefSeq, a predicted model, not a curated record